AUGACAUCUCAAGCCUUGGUGGUGAAGCAUGACGAGGAGGUGCUCUUCCAGCACUUCUUGCAGCUGCGGCGCGAGGUCCGGCGGCGGCGGAGCGGCGCCGCGGCCGCCGUGGCUGACGUCCACACGGCUGAAGAGAGGCUGGAAGUCACGGACACGAAGGAGGAGACGAAGGGAUUCCAAGCCUUCUUGGAGAAUGGCCAGGUGAAAGCUGGCAAGAUGAAGGACCUCCUGGGCUGCCUGGCCACCUCGCCUUUGACCCCGAAGGAGCGCUUCGAGGUGCUGGGAGCCUUGCAGCAGACGGAGGAGGGCCGUCUCGGGCGAAUGGUGGAGCUGAAUGGGCACCAUUUGCUGUGCCAGUGGAUCUUCAAAGAUGAGGUCCCCGUGGCGCGGGCGGCGCUGGGGCUGUUGAAGCGCUUGAAGUUCAAGGAGCCGGAGAAGCUGAAGCUGAUGGAGCUUCUGGAGCGCUUGCCGCGGGAAGAGUUGACCCCGCAGGUGGCCGCCUGCCGCAAGAAGUGGAAGCUGGCGCCGAAGCCGAAGCCCGCGCCCUGCACGGUGGUGGAUGAGGAGGAGGCGAGGAGGGUGAAGAGAAAGAUCCAGGAGAACGAAGAGAAGAAGAUCAUUGAGCAGAUUAAUGAGUUGGGUCGCCUCCUGGACGAGCGGGAGGAGCCCAAGCAAGUGUCGAACCUCCAUGGCGUCAAAGUGACCUACAUCGCCGCGGGGGAGGCGCACACGGCGGCGGUGGACCAACUGGGUGGCCUCUUCACCUGGGGCCAAGGCUCCUACGGCCGCUGCGGGCACGGCGUGGGCACCGACAUGCCGUCCCCCGCGCGGGUGGAGAGCUUGUCGGGACUCUCCAUGUCGCAAGUGGCCUUGGGCUUGAUGCACUCUGUCACCAAGUCGGUGAAGGGUCAGCUCUACAGUUGGGGCAAGGGUCCGGCCACUGGCUUUGACGUGGCGGACGUGAUCACCACCCCACGCCAGGUGAAGCUGGACUUGCGGGAUCCCGUCUAUCAGAUUGCUGCAGGUCCCCUGCACACCGUCGUCCUGAUGCAGAAUGGAAGCGUCAUCUACUUCGGCUCCGGAACCGAAGGGCGCCUCCCCUACAGGAACAACUUGGAUGGGAGUUUGGAAGAUGUGCCUGCGCCCACCUUGCUGAAGCCACCCGAGCUCAAAGUCAAGGGCUGGGCGCAAGAGAAGAACACCAAGACCUGGCAAAGGAACCGGGAGGCGAGCUGGUGGCCAUCCAGGCUGUGCUGUGGCAGUAGCAGCUCCGCUGUGCUCACAGGUGGGCGGAUGGUGAGUGCCAUCGCGGUGUGGUGCACGGCCACCGCGGUAGCUCGCGCCGCGCGCUGUGUUGCCGCUCGCGCCCGGCAUGCGAUCCGCCUCUGGGCCGCGCUCCUGCGUGUGCUGCUCCUGCAGCUUCAGUGCCGGAUCGCUUGGCUGGCCUUGGUGGCGCUGGUAAUCGAAGGGGAUACCUAUGUGGAUGUCUAUCACAAUGGGGCGUAUGUGGCCGCUGACAUUUCCACCUCCCUCAUUCCAUUGAACGGGGUGAGACGCGUGGUGGCCAGCGACACGCCGGCGAAGGUGAUGGUCUUCCCACUGGGCCUGGACAAGGGCGACGUGCUGGCGUUCAGGCUGAUCACCUCAAGGCCGGAGCUGGUCAAUGUCUCGAAUGCGUUGGGACAGAACACCGAGUAUCCGGCACCCCUCGGGAUGAUCAUGGCCUCGCGCAAUGGGAUGCUGUCCACGAGCGACCUCAAAUGCAGCACGCAGGAGAAGGAGAACAAUGAUGAGCGCACGCCGUUCUUCUUCCGAGAAUUCAACGACACCUUGUGGAAACCCGCCUACGAGCAGCCCAGCAACUGCUGCCCGUGGCGUGAUCCGCAGGAAGUCUGGUACCGGAUGAAUGCCAAGUGGAUUGGUGCGAACCCUGUGGACUUCGGGAACAUGUCAGGCCCCAGGCAGCUCAAUUGCCGCUACCACGUGCCGGGCGACACCGUGGUGGGCAACCUGCCGGCCGCCGAAACGGCCAACGCCGGCGACGUCAACGACACGGCGCCGCUGCUGAACGUCACGGCGCUGGAGAUCUCGACCUCGGUGACGAAGAUCCUUUUCAACGUGGAGCGCGAGGCCAACAUCUACUGUGGUGUCAUCGACGCACGCUACGAGCUCCGGGUUCCUACGCACUUGGAGCUGAAAUCAUGGGGAGAGAGUGCCAUGAAUGUGAAAGGUCAGCUCUGGGCGAUGGCGCUCAUUGGCUCCGAGUUCUCCGCCAGCGAGCUGAACGCCACGGUGCUCCAGCGGGUGCAGGUGAACACCUUGGAAGACUGCGAGGCGAGAUGCAUUGCUCGGGACCUUUGCGUGGCCAUGGAGUUCUAUGUGGUGGGGCAGGAUGUGAUCAGCGGCACCAACUGCAAGCUGCUUCAGGACGAGUACGACACCAACAACCGCUUCCCAGAGUCCCCAAUCGCGAGCUUCACACAGAAGUACAAGUAUUUGGCCAAGCCCGAGCACACCAUCACCAUCAGCGGGCUUUUGUUCCCCAACACCGUCUACAACACCUAUUGCUCCGCCGAAGAUCCGGUGACCUUGGUGCAUUCGAACUGGUCCGCCAUCGGUCGCACCUACCAGACCGCCAGGACGGGCGGCUGCUUCAACUGCGGCAACGAGAUUCCGCCCGAGAUCUUCGUUUGGGGUGGCUUCGUGGGUGCCAGGACCCUGGGCCUGGUGGCCUCGGCGAGUCAGCCAGGGCGGAUCUUCUGCAAUGCCUUCGAGGUGAAUGCCUCGCAGGCGCCCACCAUCUCCGGUGAGCUGAUCCGAGAGCCCAAUAUCUUCGCCAUUUUGACCUCCACGGGCGCCUCCAUCUCUUUGACCCUGGGCAACUUGCUCCCCGAGACCGAGUACCACGUGGCCUGCAUGGCUGAGUCGGACGGCGGCACUGAAAGCGUCCUGCAGCAGAUGGAGGCCACCCGGCGUAGCCUCACGACGGAAAAGGAGGACUCUACGAUCAGUUCCAUGCGCAUCGUCCGCGAUCGACUCAUGUUCUGGGAUGAGAUUACGGUCAGCACCCAGCUGAUCAGCAUCGGAUACCUUUGGUGUCAGGUGUUCCCCACGGAGAACAUCCGGGAAUUGGGCCUGCCCACCGCCGAGAGCUUGAAGGAAGGUGACAAUCUGAAGGUGGCCGAUUUGCAGGAGCUCUCUUCGGUGACCUUCUCGGAAUUGGAUCCCAAUACCUCUUAUGAUGUCUGGUGCACCUCGGAAUACAACGACUUCCGUGACGAUCAAGCAGGGCAAGACUUAUUGACGCCCUUUCCCAAAAGCACGGUCCUCAGCAUUGACAGCUCCUACUACACUGCAGACGUGCUGGUCUAUUUGACCAAGGGCCCUGCGGACGUCUAUUGCCAAGCCUACCCCUGGGCUUUGCGGCCCUUCACGGAGCGGCCUGCCAUCCCGACGGCCACGAUGCUGAAGACGUCUCCGUUUCGCACCACCUACUUCAACACGCCCUCAGGGAUGGUGAUGAUCUUUUUGGAGAACCUGGUCCCUGGCCGUUACUAUGACGUCUACUGCUUCUCCGAAACCCAUGUGCCUGCCGACGCCACUGGCGCGGACACCGUGGCUCAGUUCGGCAUGGACCCACCGUCCAUCCUGGAGACACGGACGCAGCUGCUGACGCAGGGGCCCUUCUUCGAUGAUCUGGGCUGGUCUUGCGUCUCCGGACGCCCCUGCAACGUGAGCGACUUGCUGGGCGUGGGCCUCUCGAAGCACGACGGCCUCUUCGUGCGCGCGGACGGCUGCCCCGAGCGGUGCCGCUGCAGCGGAGUGGCGGACCCCUUGAGCAAAGGCGCGGAGUGCACGCCGAUCUCGCAGGACGUCACGGUGCAAGCGGGCGUGGGGCUCAGCGACGCCAAGGACCUCCGCGGCUCCUGGUGUUAUGUGGCACCGGGAGCGUGUCGAGACGAGGAGGUGUCACAGGUCUUUCCGCAGAUGAUGCUCUCGUACCAGGUUUGUAGCUACUUGCUGGAGGCCGGCUCAGGCACGGUGGUGUCAGGCUUUCCCAACGGCGGCCUGUCGCAGACCUUCGAUGGCCGCAGCUUCAGCUGGGGCGACGGACCCGUCGUGGCCGUGGGCCGGACCUACGACCUCUGUUGGUGCAACGGCACCGCCUCCUCCUGCACCUUGGAAGCGGACUUCUCAGUCCGUUUGGGUCCCUUGCACUUCGGGGGUCCUUCGACAGAGCAGGCGCAGAAAGUGGAGGUUUGCAGGGCUGGUAUGCCUUGUGUGAUUUCGGGUUUCGAAGGGCAGGCCAUUGAGAAUGGCUCCCGACUGGUGGUGCUCCCCUUGGAUCCGCGCGGGUGUCUCUGGCAACGCGUCAGCCAAGCCGACUCGCCGGGGCUCACGGACUUCCCCAACCUGGGCGUCUCCGAGACCUUCGACGAGAUCACCCGGAGCUAUCACUUCUUCGGCGUGCCGCUCAUCGCGCGCGGCGGGCGCUACAACAUUUGCUGGUGCGGCCCACCUCCGGUAGGCAUCACGAAGGUGCCUGGGAAGGACUACCGUCAACCUGAUGGGCUGGUGCCUCCCCCCUGCCCUCCCACCCGUGACGAGGAUGGGGGCCACUUCCUCUCCCCCGCGGGUGUCCUUCAGCUGCUGGGCCCCUCAGGGCAGCCGGAGACCAUUUGCCGCUUGGGGGUGUCUUGCGUGGUGCCCCAAGUGAUCGGCGAGGGUUUGCAGGGCAGCGAUCGCGUGGCGGCCCUGCAGCAGUGUGGGCAACCAGCGAAUCCACCCCUUGGUUGGCAGCAAGGUGCAGAGGCGUUGGGUACAGAUCGCUGGACUUCUGCUGGGUGGCUAUCACGGGGUCCUUCUUUGUCACACGAGAUGUUGCAAUCCUUCGGCGCUCCUGGCGUCGAGGCGGCGGAGGGCGUGAACGCCUCGGACCGGGGGAUCUAUGGCUUUCCCAACAUGGGCAUCUCAGUUCCCUCCUCGAUCGUGGGUCAUGUGACGUGGGGGGGUCCAGUCUGGGCAUUCGCUGGCUCCUACCUGCUCUGCUGGUGUGGUGCGGAUGCGACCACCACCGGAUGCCAGUCACCGGCAGACUUCCUGGUGCCCUUCGGCCACCUGAUCCUCAACGGUCCUGCUGUGCUGCCCUUGGCAGCGCAGGAGUUCCGCUGCGUGCGCGUGCGACAGUGUGAAAUCGCCGACUUUCAAGGCACCAUGCCCCCCACCAGCAAGAUUAUGGUGGCCUCGGGCGAGUGUGGCACGCCGGCACCCAUGGGUUUUCCGUUGAAAGGACAAUCGCUUCCCUCACGGGAUGGGCGUCACUUUGAGUGGAGCAGCGAACCCAUCACGACGGAUCCAGGAAAGUAUCGGCUUUGCUGGUGCACGGAGGGCCAAGAUUGCGUGCUACCCUCGCAGUACUUGAGUUAUGCGGGCAUCAUGCAAAUCAAAUUCCCAACCUAUUCGCCCUUGCGCUUCUUCUGUGGCUUGGCGCGGCCCUGCAACAUCUCCGGUAUCCGGGGGGAAGGCUUGUCCAACGAGGAUCGAGUGAUGCUGCUCACCAACUGUGGCGGCGGAAUCUUGGAGGAGACCACUUUCCUGGAAGGUGCCUUUUCAAUCCGUGCCUACGACAGCGGCGGCACCUUUCUCCUACCGCCCUCCGUUCAGUCCGUCUCCUACCAGGUCUGCUGGUGCGCGGCCGAGCAGACCUGCGCCAACCCCCGAGACUUCACGGUCUCCUUGGGCAUCGUGGACUUCGGGGGUCCUCUGCCAGACGUGGUCUACCGUUGCUUCGAGUGGGAGCCCUGCGAGAUUCCAGAUUUAGAGGGCACCACCCUCGGUGAUGGGGAUCGACUACUGGUGGUGCCGGAUGGAACCAAUUGCUUGGACCUGGUGAAUCGACGCGUCCAUCAAGAGGGCUUUCCCUUCGAUGGCAUCUCCUUGCCGGCGACGAGCGAUGGAAAGAGAUAUUCCUGGGGCUCCGGACUCGUACGCGCCGCCCCGGGCUUCUACGCCCUCUGCUGGUGCAGCAGCAAUGCCACGGAUGGCGACUGCCAAGAUGGGCCCUUCAGUGCACCGGGCGGGGUGAUCCGCGUCGGAAGCAGUAGGGAGUUCCAGUUCAUCAGCAACCCGCAUGAGAGUCCCCCACGCGCGAUGGACCCGCAACUGAGCUGGCUUUUGGCGGUUCCGCUGCCGGCGCUCUUUUUCGGAGCCAUCUGCCUGGGCAUCGCUCGCGUCCGCGGCCGCCGCGGCGGGCGCGAGGCGCCGGAGGCACCGCCGCUGCGGCAGGAGGUCUCGGCACAGCUCUCAGCGCAGCGGCUGCGCAGCAUGAUGACGCUGGAUGCUAAGGAGGUGGCCGACACUCGGAACGACAUCAGCAAACUCUUGGAGAGCGGGCGGAACUCCAAGGAUCAGAAGAGCGGCGUGCUGGCGCUGUACGGCGUGUUUCGACAACACCUCCAGGGGAGGGCACAACGGAUGAAGGAGAAGAACAAGAAGUCGAAUGAGACGAACAAGGGCCCCAAACGCUUGGUGCGCCAGGGGACGGGCCUGAGUCGUUCCUCCGGGCAGUCUCAUCCGAGCUCCACGAACAUCCAGUCUGAGAAGAGUGACUAUUCCUUCAAGUCUUCCAACUCCAACAAGUUGGUGAGCCAUAUACCGCUGCCACCGCGCUUGGACAUUCACCAUUUCAGAAGUCCUUCAGCCGGCAUCCCUGGCUUGGUGCCGGAUAUCAUUCACAGUGAUUUUGACCAAGAUAUGCUGGCGCCGGUGGAUGAAGAUAUGGAAGUGGAAGACUAUGACUUGGCGGGCGAUGAAGACGAAGGAUUCGAGGAUUUUCGGCGCGAAAAAGCUGGAGCUGCGCAGGGUUGGCGUGCGCGGGGUGGUGCCCAGGAGCAUCCCAGAGGCACGGGAGAGGUGCCACCAGGCGGUAUGGCCAUGGAGAACUUGUGGCUUUGGGGGCAGAAGGAGAUCUCCGGGGUGGGCGACAUCUCGGAGCUGGUGGAAAUGAUGGAUGAAGAUCCGGAGAAUACCAUCCUAGACACCAAUGGUGAUUGCUGGUUGCCCGUGCCCUUGAAGACCGGCGUCCGCUGCCGCACGGUGCGGAUGGUGGCCAUGGGCUACGAGCACUGCUUGAUCGUGACGGCAGAUUCCCUGAUGUACGCCUGGGGCAAUGGCAGCAAGGGGCAGCUUGGGACGGGCUCCAUGCAGGCGGCUGACACGCCCCAGUUCAUCACCUAUCCCACUGACGUGUUGGAUGUGGCUGCCGGCGAGGAGCACUCAGCCUGUCUCAUCGAAGGUGGGGAGUGCUUUACCUGGGGCAACGCGGUGGGCGGCCGCUUGGGCCUCGGGAGCUGCCUCACCGAUGGCGAACAGCUCUCGCCCAAGCGCGUCGUCAUCGACCAGACUGAGUUGCGAGUGCUCCGCAGCGUGGCCUGUGGGUCUCAGCAUUCCGCCUUAAUCACUCAGGAUGGGCGCCUCCUCACCUUCGGUACUGGUUGGUUUGGCCGCUUGGGCAACGGCGAGAAGGACAACGAGUACAUGCCAAAGUUGGUAGACCUCGCAAGCCAGGUGAAGGAGGUGCACUGCGCCACGUAUCACACGUGCAUCGUGGACUCGUCGGAUCGCCUGUGGGUCUGUGGUCGGGAUUCUUCGCUAUGCCGAGAUGGGCAAAACCACGUGUAUCGGCCGAUCCUGUUUGAGCCCUUCAACCAGCCGGGCGCGGCGCGGGGCGUCCGCUCGUUAGCAACCGUCGAGCAGCACACCCUGGUGGCAGCCUACCCGAUGUCGAAGCCAGAGACGGUGGAGCUUUGGGUCUGGGGCAAGAACGACCGUGGCCAAUUGGGCCUCCCUCCCUCUGCAGCGCCGGUGAUCGACCUGCCGUGGCAACUGAAGAUCCCCCAGCUUGAAGAGAUGCAGGAAAGUGGCUCCAUCGAGCUGGACAUUGUUCAGGUCGCCACAGGGAUUCACCACUCCAUGUGCCUCGCGGUGACCACCGACACCAAGAACAACCGCCAGCCGUUGGUCUAUGCCUGGGGCUCCAGUGGGUCGGGGCGCCUGGGCUUUGAGCCUGACGAACUCGAUAAACUCCAGAUGCUGCAAAUCCGGGAGAUGAACAAGGGGAAGGUGCCCGAGCGGACGCAAAUGACGGGGCCGAAGCAUUUGCGUAUUUAUCCUCCCAUCAAGGUGGCCAAUCGUUGGAGGAAGGGGCAGAAGGAUGCUGGCCACCAUGUGGUGGCUGAAAAGCCACAAUCCAUCGACAAGGAAAGUCGGAAGUGGAUGGACUGCCAGCAGAAGCUCUUCGAAGAGUCUCCAGACUUUAAGACCAAGGCUCUCCAGGAUCAAGAGAAAAAGGCUGAAAAGACCUGUAAGAGUCAGCUGGAUUUCAUCCGGCACUUGUGGGAGAAACCCACCUCCAGGACCGACCUCACCGAAUACACGCUGCGGCAGUUGAGGAAGGAGAUUGAGGUGGAGUAUGUGCGAACCUUGCACGCCCUCAACAUGUCCGGCAGUGGUGAUGGGCCGCAGAUGGAGAAGCUUAUGUGGGUCAAGACCGAUGUGGACAUCAAGAAGAAGCUGCUCAAGUUUGAGGAGCUGCUGUGGAUCCUUCAGCAGCAGCCGCUUUACAUGGCCCGCUUGAGCGCUGCCUUGAGGAAGAACAACGUGCAGGAUAGCGAGCAUCAGAUUUUCCGGAAGAUGUGCCAACGCAUCUUCCACGACCUCUUUCAGCCACGCACGCUGCAUCUCUGCAAGUCCACGCUGCAGCUGAUCGCACAGUCGGAGGUGGAACAGGCGCGGAAUAUCUCGGAGCUCUUUCAUCCGGCGAAGUCCCACGCGACCUUCCUCAUCACCCAGCUGGCUACGCAUGCAGCCUUUGUGGAUGGCAUUGCGUUCCCCAUCCUCAAUCCAGAGGAUGAGACAUCCCUGGUCUCGAUGAUCAUCAAAUACACCAUGAUGAAGAAGGACGGAGAAUCGCCGCGGAUCGCAGGGACCAGCGAGCAGGAUUUGAACGUGGUCACUGGAGUCUUUGUGACGCAUUGGUUCGAGUACCAGGAGCUGGUUCAGAAGGCCUUUGCCGAUCGACCUGCACCACCAGGGAGCGAGAAGAACCGCUACCUGAACUUCCAGACUGAGCUCUUGGCCUUUCAAAGAAGUUGCGUAGAGGACAGUCGCAGCAGUGAACGGGAGAAGGACGUUUAUGCGGGGUGCAUCCCGAAAUUCAUCCGCAACUUCGUGCGGCAGAUCUUCGAAGACGAGCGGGCCAAGGAUUUCAAAAUGUUGCUCGUGUCCUGCUUCAAGGCCCUGCGUGCUUCUCCGGCGGCCAAAGGCAUCGAGCAAUCAGAUCCGAAAUUCUGCACUCCGAUCGCCUCCAUAGUGCUGGCCAACAUCUUGGCGAGCGUCCUGGAGGCCGCUCAGACGCCCCACUUCAGUUUGGUGGUGCUGAAGAUCCGAAAGAAGGUCUUUGAGAGCCACAUGAACAGGAUGAAGAAUGCUGGUAAGAAUGAUGGUGAUUUUGAUCCACUGGAUGUGGCCGAACUGCUGGUGGAACGGGUCCUCUACAACAUCCAGGCUCUGGCGAAGGUCUUUCAACGAACCGUGCACAAGCAGGUUUUCCAGACCCAGUUCCAGACCAAGCCGGAUCAAGUGCUGAAGGAGGAGCCAGAGUCUCGACAAAUCUGCGAUGAGAUCAAGGAUUUCACCUGCCAGAUUCUGCAUGAACAGUUCUCCCAGAUCAGGGCCGGCGGAUGGUCCGAAGAGAUGCUGUGCACCUUGCCGCUCCGGCAAAGCGGGAGUUGGCCCAUGGCACGGCCCAUGGCGCACGUGCGCCGAAGGCGAUAUGUGCACAGGAUGUGGUCGAACCGGAUUCUGGCACAAGCGAUUGGCAUUCCCUUGCGGCAUGUUCUGGCUCUCUACGGUCUUAGCUUAUGUUUGAGAGGCCGUGUCAGCUCCAAGACUGGACUGCUGGCUUUACUGCUGUGGCCCAUCAGUGGCUUGGGCGUCACGGCCGGGGCGCAUCGUUACUGGACGCAUCACAGCUACAAAGCCAGCACGAUACUGGAGACCUUGCUGAUGGUGAUGUUUUCCAUUGCGGACCAGGGGCCGAUCGAAGGAUGGGCCUUGACCCAUGCCAUGCACCACGUGGCCAGUGAUACCUACUGGGACCCACACAACCGCUCCUUAGGAUUCUGGCAUGCCCACAUCGGCUGGCUUUUUGCCACCAAGAAGUUUCAGUUGUCUUCGGUGGAGUACCGGAAGGUGGUGCGCGGCUUGAGUCCGCUGGUGCACUUCCACGAUCGGAACUGCCUCUGGUGGGACCCGUUGUGGUCCUUAGGCCUCCCAAGCCUUCUUUGCAGCUUCUGGUCCGAUCCGUGGACGGGGCUCUUUGUAGCCGGUGCCCUCCGCUGGGCUCUGGUGCAGCACAUCACCUUCGCAGUGAACUCGGUGGCGCACGGGACGUUGCGCCACGACGACGUCUACUCCUUCGACCCCGCGGCCGAUGGGGUGGGGCCGCGCGUGAGCCUGGCGGUGACGUUGUUCUCAUUGGGCGAAGGCUGGCACGACUACCACCACUUGUUCCCCUGGGACUAUGCCGCGGCCGAGUUGGGUGCCUUAGAGCAGUUCAACCCCACCAAGGUCUUCAUCGAUGUGUGCUACUGGCUUGGCCUAGCCCACAGCCGUCGCAGGUGCUCGCGGAGGCUACAGGAUUUACGGCGUCUUCAAUUGCUGGGCCUACGGGAGGAGAUGGGCUUUGGCUACGACACUUGGGUGAUUUGCAAGAUUUUGCAAGCCAGUACUCGAGGCUCUGGUGCUGGGGCCGUUCACAACUUGAAGAUGGAGCCAUCAAGACAUGGUGAAGAGUAUGGGAACCUGGUUGAUAUUCAAGUAGAGCACACCAGCCACAAAGUCGUGGAAUUGGCACAAGAUCCCAUUGCUGCGGAGCUGGCCACAGAUCUGUAUAUGUCGCACUUCACGCUGCAAAACACCAUGGUGAGCAUGUCUGCCCUGGAUUUGCUCAACAUGGCCAACGUGCUCUUCAGGCACAAGAAGGACAUGUACCCCAACGACACGCAGGACCAGCUCUCCGAGGUGUUGGACGACUUGAUGCACAGGCGUCCUUUGGAAAAGCCUCGGACCGAGCAUGGACAGCUGGUCACCGAGGAGCUUUCGGAGUAUCAUCCGCAUGGGCACUUGUGGCUUGCGUCCCAGCACGGAGAGUGGCACAACUUCCGAUUGAAAGCGAGGUUUAUGGAAUAUUUGCAUGGUCCUGAUGACCAGCCGAUGCUUUGCCACCACUCGCAGGCGCCCAUCCCCGGUCGCCUGGCGAUGGAGCACCAGAGAUCCUUAUCGAGGCAAGGAGAGGUGCACCUCGUGAAGAAGUACACCAUUCCGGAUGAGGAGAAGUCGAUGCUGCCGCUGAUGACCCUGGCAGGCUUACCGGAGCCAGUGGAAGUGUACGAGCACUUGGAGGAGAUCAUCCAGGAAUUGUCUGGCAACAAGCGAGAGAAUGAUGAUGUGAAGUACCAAAUCACAGGCCAGAACUGGAUAGACUUGAGGACUGGCUUCAGCAAGAUUCAGAAGGCCCUGCAGCAGGACAUCAAGGAUGGGAAUGCUUCCAGCAAGAUGCGUGGCCUGGUGAUGGACUUGGAGGAGGGGAAGAAGAUCAUCGACGAAGUCAUGCAGGCAAAGCGUCUGGAGGUGGAGUUCAUGAAGUACAUUGACCGCUCAGUGCAGCGGCGGUAUGUGCAUGCCAGGUAUUUGGAAUCCGCCUCGCAGCGGGACAAGCUCAUCUUCAAGUGCCGAGAGUCCUACCUGAGUGACCUCAAGGAGCAUGUAGAGACGCUCCAAGAAGUCCUGAAGGUUUCCACGGACUGCACUUGCCCGAGCCGCUUUACCAUGGCAGCGGCCCAGCGCAGCGAAAAGAUUUCCUUCUUGCGACUCCGCAGGAUCAAGCAGCGUAUCCGGAAAACGAAGCCAACGCCUGGGCAGAAGAUCAUGGACACCAUGGGCACAGAUGAUAGCCGUGAUGCUGGCAAGCUGCAGGAGCUUAAGGAGUCCAUCAUUCCAACUCAGACCUUCUCUCUUGGACAGCUUGAGUCCAAAGGCGUGGUGGUCCGCAUGCACGAGAAGCUGCCGGGCAAGACCCGGAAGCACAUGAGCUUCACCUUCCAGACCUGCGGGGAAGGCUUCAAUGUCCAAAUCUUCCUGAAGACUACCCUGCUGAAGGAGUUCGAGAUUUCGAGGGAACAGAUUGAGGACAUGGAGAUGGCGAAUAAGACCUCGGCGGCCAGCUUUGCGGAGGACUUCGUGUGGAUGAACGGCUAUCGCCUCCGGAGGUUGCUCACCUUCAUCGUGGUUGACAAUGGUGUUUAG
This is a messenger RNA of Durusdinium trenchii, 12366 nucleotides long. NCBI's taxonomy places the organism in Eukaryota, Dinophyceae, Suessiales, Symbiodiniaceae. The record is from the annotation of a GenBank genome assembly.